Messenger RNA from Folsomia candida, 5349 nucleotides. RefSeq lists its product as uncharacterized. Gene Ontology annotation, biological process: DNA integration. The record is from RefSeq and is a predicted model, not a curated record. Gene Ontology annotation, molecular function: zinc ion binding; nucleic acid binding. NCBI's taxonomy places the organism in Eukaryota, Metazoa, Arthropoda, Collembola, Entomobryomorpha, Isotomidae. The transcript has a single exon. Bases 1 to 5349 code for a protein of 1782 amino acids.
AUGGACAAGAUUAAGAAGCAGAGAACUACCAAGAGGUCGGCGACCACACGCAUCGUAGGAGAAGUGGAAACCGAACUAGCAAAGGAAGAAUAUGAUGAGACCUAUCUACGAGUCAAAUUACAGAAGCUGAACAGCCUUAGUGAAGAGUUAUCGGAGUUGAAUCAGAAGGUGAGGGAUGGCAUGUUAGACGCCAACUCCACCCAGGACGAAUUGGAUGAAGAGGAAAAGGCGAUCGAAGAAUAUGAAGCAAAGCUAGCGACCGCUAUUAUGGAAAUCAAGGAAGUCCUCUCCACCAAUUCAAGCCCUGUCUCAAGUGUCGCCGGAAGUGCGGCGUCAGCUGAAGGCAGGUCGAGUUACAAACUACCGAAAAUUGAGCUGACUAAAUUCGGCGGAGACGUGAAGGAAUGGCUCGGAUGGUGGGCUCAGUUCAACGGCAUCCAUUCAGAUGAGAAUAUGCCAAUCAAUGUGAAAUUUCAAUAUCUUGUGCAAGCCAUCAUCCCUGAAAGUAAAGCGCAAGCAGUCAUCAAGAUUUAUCCGAGAUCAGACGAUAACUACCCAUUAGUCAUUGCUGCCCUUAAGAAGAGAUUUGGGAACGAGAAAAUUCUUCGCCAGCUCUACAUCCGUGAAUUAUUGGGCAUGGUACUGAAAGCAAGAGACUCAGAUAAGAAGAUGGGGUUAUCUAUGCUGCACGAUCAAUUAAAGGGGAAGUUGAAGGCGUUGGAGUCACUUGGGAAGUUAACAGACCCCAACGAGCUAUUGUAUCCCCUGGUCGAGUCCUGUUUACCCAACGAGGUCCUCAUUGCGUGGCAGAGGAGUCCCUUAAAAGAUAAGAAGUUGGAGCAAGGAGAAUCAGAACUCGACAAUUUGAUGACAUUUCUGGAGAGGGAGGUGGAAGAUGAAGAGGAAAGGUGCCUUGCGAAAAAUGGAUUGGAUCAGACUGCCAAAAAGAAAGGGAGUGGGCAAAAGGAUCGAAGCAAGGACAAGGGAGAGUCAGUUCAUGAAUCAUUUAAGAAUAUGGGAUUGGAAGACACCCCUACUUCUGCUGGACUGACGGCUUCCACAGCAAACAAGAAUGGCUGCAUAUUUUGUGACAAGACAAAUCACCCGAGUCAGGACUGUUUUAAAGCAAGAAAUCUAUCAUUGGAACAGAAAGAAGAGAAAAUAAAAGAGAAAAGAGCUUGCUUCCGGUGCCUGAAAAUUGGUCACAAUGCUAACAAGUGCAAGGGAGCCGUGAAAUGUUUUGGUUGCGGUAAGAAUCAUCACUUACUAAUGUGUCGCGGUGGAGAAAAGAAAGAGACUCCUCCGCCAGAAGAACUCAACCUUUCAGUUAUUCGUCAUAACAAUUUCGCCAAGAGUCAAGAUGUGCUAUUGAAAGUGGUCGUUGUUCGUGCUGUCGGCCCGAGUGGAUCGUGUCGUGUGAGAAUGCUAAUUGACGAAGGAAGUCAAGUCAGCUAUAUUGGAUCCAGAACGGUGAACAUAACGGGUUCGAAAUCAAAAGGCACAGAACAUGUCAAAAAUAUCUUACUGGGUGGAUAUGUGACGGAGCUACAUGAAGAAAGCUUGAGAGAAGUGAUUGUGAAGAAUAUGCUGGGGACCAUCGAGAAGACAUGGAUUCUAAGGGAAAAGCCAAUUGUGUGUACUUCGCUGCCGAGAAUUCCUAAAGGACCAUGGGUGGACCAGCUUAAAGCAAAAGGAAUAACUUUGUCAGAUUUGGACACAGUUAAUGUCGACCAGUGUGACGUUGAAAUCCUCAUUGGCUCAGAUUUGCGAGGACAAGUUAUGACUGGAAGACGAAGCAAUUUGGGAGAUGAUCUCUAUGCAGAGGAAACGAUCUUCGGAUGGGCGUUGGGUGGACCUCUCAAGUCGAAUAAGUCACACCACUCCAAUACCGUGAUUUCUCUGUUCCAGAGUCAACUUAAUGUUCAAGAUAUGUGGUCAUUGGACAGUUUGGGAAUUCAGGAUCCAAUUCAAGUGAAGACAAAGCUCCAAGAAGAGGAAGAAGCCAAAACCCACUUCAAAAAUAAUGUGUCAAGAAAUGAAGAUGGGCGGUAUUCUGUUGGAUUACCUUGGAUCGAAAACAGACCUGAAUUACCUGUCAAUAAAUUCGUUGCUGAGAAGAGACUUCAGUCAACAACUAGGAAAUUAAAAGAUCAAAGUGCAGUGGACAUGUACAGCAGUGUGUUCCGGGGGUGGGAGGAUGAGCAAAUAGUGGAACCAGUCAAGAUUGAAUUUAAAGAGGAUCAAGCUGGUCAUUACCUACCGCACCGCCCAGUGUUCAAGCCCGAGAGUCAAACGACACCUGUUCGUCCUGUCUUUGAUGCAAGUUGCAAGAGUGUUGGGAAACCGUCUUUAAAUGACUGCUUAUAUAAAGGUCCCAACUUAAUUGAGCUCAUUCCAUCCGUUUUGCAUAGAUUCAGAGAAAGAAGAUUUGGAGUGGUGUCGGACAUCCGGAAAGCCUUCCAGAUGAUUGAGGUGCGAGAGGAGGACAGAGACUAUCAAAAAUUCCUGUGGUGGGAGGAUCAAGUCCAGAACACUGUGAAACCCUUACGUCAUACGCGGGUCGUGUUUGGAUUGACCUGCAGCCCUUUCCUUCUCGGAGCGGUGUUGGAGCUGCAUUUGUCCCAUGUGAAGCAAGAAUAUGAAGCUGUGGCUCGAAAACUGCUCCAAUCAAUGUACGUGGACAACAGCGUGACCUCAUUCAAUACUAUGCAAGAGUACGAAGAUUUUCGCAAGAUUUCAACAGAUAUUUUGGCCGAGGCGAAAAUGGAUCUUCGUCAGUGGGAAUGUAGCGGUGUCAAUAUUGAACAAGAGGCAAUAACUGGUGUACUAGGAUUAGUGUGGGAUCGACAUGAUGACACUUUAUCCUGUGACGUGCAGCCUGUUAUUGUCGAUGGACCAGUUACUAAGAGGAAAAUAUUAUCUGUCGUGGCGAAAUUGUUCGACCCCAUAGGAUUCACGUGCCCUGCCACUCUUCAACCAAAGUUGAUGCUACAGGAGAUGUGGCGAACCGACAAGGGAUGGGACGAUGAGGUGGAGGAAGAACAAGUUUCAAAAUUUAUGAAGUGGUGCCAAGAAAUUUAUCUCUUGUCAAAAAUCAAGAUUCCAAGGAGGAUGAUGCUGCGGGCUGAAUCAAGUGGUACUCAGUUACAUUUAUUCACGGACGCGAGUAGCUACGCCUAUGCAGCAGUUAUCUACAUUCGAAGUGAACGAGGACCGGAAGUCAGUGUGCAACUCGUUCAAGCCAAAGCCCGUGUAGCUCCUUUGAAAGGAGGAACAAUUCCCAGGCUCGAGUUGAUGGGAUGCUUAAUUGGAGUCCGGUUAUUGAAUAUGGUGCGUGACUCUCUUGAUAUUCGAAUUGAUCGAGAGUUUCACUGGACGGACUCCACUACAGCUCUUGCCUGGAUUCAGAGAGGGGAAGAGUGGGGGACUUUUGUGGCGAAUCGGGUCAAGGAAAUAAGAAGUUCGACCUCGGUUUCAAAUUGGAGGCAUGUCCCUGGCGUACUCAACCCUGCAGAUCUUCGGUCGCGUGGUUGCCCUCCAAAUGAAUUACUUGAGUCGAAAUGGUGGGAGGGCGUGAACUGGUUGAAGCGACGUGAAGAAGAAUGGCCAUCCAACAAAUGUGAAGUUGAUGAAGAUGAGGUACGAAAAGAAGGCAAAGGACGGAAAAGGACAAUAAUGCAAGUAUUCAGAGAAAAGUCCUGGUUCCACUGCAAAUUCUCCUCAUUUCACAAGACUGUUAGAGUGAUGGGAUGGAUUUUAAGAUUCGUGACCAACUGCAACAAGGACAAAACCAAACACGUGAAAGGAUCAAGGUUAAGUCACAGUGAAUUCAAAGUUGCAGAGCACCAGAUUCUCCACGGUAUUCAGAAAGAGUGUCUUCGUUCUGAUGUCACUGAAUUAAAGAAGAAACUUUCCGUGGUGGAGAAAAAUGGAUUACUUUGUGUGAAGACUCGACUACUAAACAAGGAGGACACUGAUUGCUUUCGAUGGCCCGUAAUUCUCCCCAGUGACCAUUAUCUAGUGAAGAUGAUGAUAACAGAUUUGCAUAAGUUAUAUUCUCAUCCUGGAGCGCAAUUUCUGCUGUGCAAAUUAAGAGAGCGAUUUUGGAUCCUGGGAGGAAGGAAAGCAAUGAAGAGAAUUAUUAGAGCAUGUCCAAAUUGUCGUAGACAUGAUGUGAGACCUUUAUGUGUGGAACCUUCUGCACUCCCAACUAAUCGUGUGACACCCGGCGAAGUGUACGAGACAACCGGAGUAGACCUGGCUGGCCCCGUGAUUCUGAAAGACGGAAGCAAAAUGUGGAUUGUGCUUUUUACUUGCUCCGUCUACCGGUUCGUUGCGUUUGAUGUGGUGUCAUCUCUAAGUACGGAAGCAUUUAUGGGAGCGAUGCAGCGGUUCAUCAAUAUUUAUGGACGUCCCCGAACCUUCUGCAGUGACAAUGGGACUAAUUUUGUGGGUGUAGCAAAUUUGCUGAAGACGCUGGAUUGGGAGGAAAUUCUCCAGAAGUGUGACGUGUCAGCGAUCAAAUGGACUUUGAAUCCUCCUUCUGCACCGUGGUGGGGAGGAUGGUGGGAGCGUCUGGUGCGAUCCAUGAAGAAUCAAUUACGUCGUAUGUUGGGAAAGGCUAAAUUGACGUGUGAAGAGCUGCGCACCAGUUUAUCAGCAGUUCAAGCAACCAUCAAUGACCGACCGCUGACCGUGUUAACUGAAGAUUCUGGUGACCUAAUUCCUUUGACUCCAUCCAUGUUUCUUCAUCCCAGUAGGAGUGCCCAUUUCCCAGAAGGAGUUAUAGUCUGUCAAAGUGGACUUGAAGGGAAUUAUAAGAAGAUGCAAGUUGUUCAAGGUCAACUCCAACAACGAUUUAGGACCGAGUACUUGGCUCAAUUAGUGCAACGAGGGAAUGAGACCAAGGGUGCUAAUCUGAAGAUUGGAGAUGUGGUUCUAAUAGGAGCAAAAAACAAGAAGAGGUACGAGUGGCCAAUCGGACGUAUUGUGGAAAUCAUUAGAGGACGUGACGGUCACUGCAGAGUCGCCAAAGUGCAAACCGCCCACGACUAUGAAUUAAAGACGGAGAAGUCCGGCCAGUACACAGUGACGAAGGUGAAGAAGGGACACGUGUUGACAAGACCCCUCCAACGCUUGUACCCAAUGGAAAUCUCUUCAUCGACGGAUCUACCAGAGGUGGAGGUGGCUAAAAUUCGGGAAAAAGUCAGCGAGCCCCAAUGUCAAGAUUCUAGCCCCAUUCAAGAUGUGCCCCACGUGAAGCAUACUCGUUUUGGGAGACAAAUCAAGAGCCCAACGCGACUUUCAUAUUGGAAUUAUGAGUACAGUGUUAAUAAUGAUGUUAUGUAA